UCCAGUCAAUUCGCAAAAGAAUACGAUGCCAGAAAAACUUAACCUCAAUCCAACCGGAAGUUUCUAGUAAGACAGGUAAACGAACAGUCAAACCUGUGUGAUGUAACUGUGAAAAUGGGAUUAUGGGAGAAGAAGUUCCAUCGAUGUGUUCUUUCAAUAAGUGCCUUUUUCGAUCAUGCUCUCAACGACACUUUCCGUGAAGGGCGGACAGGUGUAACUGAAAUAACAAUAGGAACACCUGUAACACUUGAGAAAACUAUCAUGUUUUGUAUGGUAAGAAGCCCAAUUUGAAUGAUGAAAAUAUCGAAAAUAUCCUAAACCUGGCUGAGUUUCUUCUCAUUCCAAAUUUAAAGUCUGCCUGCAUAGCUUGGUUGAAUACUGUUUCUAUUUCUAGAGAAAAUUGUAUGAAAAUCUUUCAGCUGUCAAGCAUUUACGAUUUUGAAAUUCCAAGAUGUACGACAUACAUUGAAGAGCACCUGCCAGAAAUGCUUCUUCUACCACAAAUGGUAAAUUUGACAAAAGAUUCCGUUCACUUGCUGUUCUCAGAUAAACGGCUAUCGUACGUGCCAAUGGACGACAGGGUACUGUUCUUACAUAAAUGGUUAGAUGCAAAUCCAAAUACUAGGAGGGCUCAUAUGAAGGAAUUACUAAGCAAUAUAGUUUUCAGUUCAGUGUCCAAUCAGUGUUUGCAAGCCUGUUUACAUAAUUUAGAUGCUGCUUGUCAUACACAGUUAAAAGAUAUGACGUCUGCUAGAUCCAAUGAUCAUCGAGUUCUCAUUAUGAAAGAAGGUAACUACGGGGAUUCAUUCUGGUGUUUAGAUUUGGAAAGAGAUCAGUGGUUUCGGGUUGAAUUAAAUUCACUGAAAAUAGACAGAUCGGGCCGCACUGUUGAAAUAUCUGACACAUGUACGAGUACCACUGGAUCAAUAGUCUGUUCCGUGAGAAGAAACUAUCCAGAGAUGAGUUUUGUACUGCUUGAUUUACCGAAGGAUACAUGUACUAAACUGAAUUUUACAGUGGGCACAGAAAAGAAUGAAUUUAUCAUUAAACCGUCUGAAAAUAUGAAACUUGACGGCCACUUUUGUAUUGUUUCUGUAAACAAAGAAAUCAAAAUAAGAAUGCAGGUUGAACGGCAAAUGAUAGAAAGCAGCUUAUCAAUGUCUCGUUAUAUAUGUUUUUCAACGCUGUAUAUUGGGCAUAUCGGUGAUAGCAAUGUGGAAAUGUCACCACUAGUUUCAUUCAAAGACGACAAAAUACUAAAAUUCGCAAUGGGUGAAAAUGCUAUUGCGAUCAUCUUUAAGUCACGAACACGUGUGGCAUUUUAUGAUCUCAAUGAAGGACAUUUAGAAAGAAAAAUUCAAACGACCAGCAACGGGGAUGAUAUUGCUCAGAUUAAAAGCGGAUUUGUAAUAUACGAUAAAAAGAGGUGUAUUACCUUCACACGACUGCAGGGCGCGUGUCUUUCCCACAAAUAUCAUGUAGAAGAAAUUCCAUUCGAAACAAAAUAAUUUUAAAGAAAUAAAAUAUUUCAUAUGCAACCAGAUUAUUUAUCGAUAUUACCAGAAAUUCAACAGCGAACAUUUUAUAUUUGAAUGUAUUCCAUUCCAAACAUUGGUCGCUCGGAAGACUGAGGAAUCUAUUGCAUGGAAACAGUUGCCAUUGCCAAAAGAAGCAGCGUCCUGUUCACUUGACACUAUUAAAGAAAAGUGUUUUGAAAUAUAUCUUCCAAAAUCCAUACUCCGUUGUCACGUCGAAUGCCCACAUUGUAAGAUGACAUCAAGAGUAGAAACCAGUAAACUUACAUGCUACCAGGAUUUUGAUGAUUAGUACUAUGACGACCUAUCGUCGGAUGGCGAUUAUUACGCCGACUCGUACUACGAUUCGGACUACGACUAUUACUAUGAUUCAGAUUGAAGAUGAGUGUAGGAACUGCCUUAGCAAACAUUAAAAGAAAUGUUAAAGCACUUUCUGCAGUUGUUAAAUUUAAUCAGUUAUUUUGACGUGCUGAUUAUUUCGAAAUCAAGUUUUUUUUAAAGUUAAUCACGUUCCAUCAGACAUGUAUUUAUAUACGCAGGUUAAAAUAAUGUCUGAUACAUUCUGUUUGGGAUUUUUCUUUAUUCAAAAUUGAUCCAUUUGCUUGUUCAUAAAAUGUAAAAUACUGCCUAACAUGGUGCUAGGGGGGACCUAGACAGGAGUUUGCAUUUACAUCUACUAACCGUAGGCCAUGAUAUCUAUUUGACGUGACUAUUUCAUUUAAAAGAGAACAGCUCAAGAUAUAGCAUAUAUACAUACUAUCAAAACACAUUCGUAUUUUUCUGAACAUGUCAUUUCAUUUUAAUUGUGCUUGAAGAAUACAUGCUAAAAUGGUGUUUAGAUUGAAAGGAAUGGGUAACAAUGCCCAAUAAUUCAAAAUGUCGGAUUAACAAGUUCAGAAUAAAAAGCAAAUAAGGGGAAUAUAAUUAUUUAGAAUAUUAAUUAGAUCGUGAAACAUUAAAUGCAAUCAAAACAUAGUUAAACAUUAUAUUAAUCAAGGGGAUUAUUGAUACAAUAAUAUUCAAAAUUUUUAAAAGAUUUAUCCACAGAUAUUAAACUAUAUUGAAACGGUACUUGAACAUUGGACAUACAUUUGUGCUGUUUAACGAACUAUUCAAUCUUUACAUAAAUAUAUUUACUAUAUAUACUAUAUUUAAAGGAGAAAGUACGAUAUUUUUUAAUUCGAGAAAACAUUGUUGUUGGAGUUUUUUGAAAACAGAUAUGAUCUUAUCAGUUUGAUAUCGUAUUUGUAUAUACCCGUAGUUGUUAAACCUGUUCAUCUUUACAUAAUAGAUAAUAAUAGAUAUUACAAGAUCGGGGUCAUCAUUUUCAAUCGUUUUUCUUAUUGCAAACAAUAAAUGACAGUUUUAUAUUUCAUUACAUAAGCGGAAGCACAAUUAUAUUCAUAACUCAAUUAAAAAUCGGGAUAAAUAUUACAUUCGAAAGAUAGUCAUUAGCGAUUGACGCGAUUGACCUGAAAUAUCAUAUUCUACAGCAAAACAAACGUAAAAAGA
Molecule: messenger RNA, 3047 nt
Organism: Ruditapes philippinarum (Manila clam)
Lineage: Eukaryota; Metazoa; Mollusca; Bivalvia; Venerida; Veneridae
Exons: 3
Coding region: 405-1508 (367 amino acids)
Source: RefSeq, a predicted model, not a curated record